GGGGAAGAAUGUUUUUGUUUUUUUCUUUUUUGUGUCAGUUUGUUUUUUUAACUCCCCCCGGCCAUAAUGUAGAACGCGGACUUUGUUGUAAUGAAUAAGAAGAUUUGUGUGAUUACGGUGUUUAUGCAUCUUGUUGAUUGCGGAGUAACUGGAGGCAGACAUCUGGUAGCCUGACCGAAAAAUCAGUAGCCAAAAAACUCUGGGCUACUGCUGAUGUCGAGCCCUGAUACCCGCGAUCUACUCUAUUCAAGAAAAUCGCUCCCCUGAAACAAUGCUAGGAAAAGCAGCCAGCAAUGACAGAAUAUGUUCAAUAAGUUUUGUCAUUAAAACCGCUGACAAGCAUGUGGGCAGAUAAGUUUGCGGCAGUUACCUGUAUACUGCUGGUAUCACAUUUAGUGGCAUCUCAUGCCAGACUUGCCACACCUGUGAAAGAACCGAAUCGGGCUCCGUGUCCACAGUCCUGUACCUGUCAGUUCACUCACAAGAUCUCGUGCCGGUGGCAGCCACAGUGGAGCAAUAUAUGGCUGAAUGUGUCUGGAUUCCUGGUGAAACAUCCCCACGUGGGUGAGCUUUCAAUUCACGGCGGACUCCUGGAUGUUCCCUACCUUGAGAAAAACGUCAGUGCCAUUCAUUUGCUCAAUUUAGUCAACAAUAACCUGACUGGUCUGCUCUCGCAGGCUUUCCGUGGCUUGGAUCAUCUGGUGACUCUCGAUGUAAGCUACAACGAUGUUAGUCGAGUGGAGGCAGGAGUCUUCAGUGGACUCCAUCGGCUACAGUAUUUGAACCUGAGUCACAACAACAUACAGACACUACCGAGAAGAGUCUUUCAUGAUGUGUCACUGCUGAAGGUUGUGAACCUCGGGAGCAAUCAGCUAGAAACCAUUCCUCAGGAUGUGUUUCACGUGUUACGCAAGGUGGAGGUCAUAGACCUCGCGUCUAACCGUCUUUCAUAUCUGACCUCUGUCCAUUUCCAGGACCUGGAGCGUCUCAAGGAGCUGAACCUUGCGGGAAACUGGUUCAGGAUCUUUCACUAUGACUUGAUGCCCGUCUUCCAUAGCAUUCCACGUAUCAAUUUGUCGGAGAAUCCUUUCGAUUGUUCGUGUGCCGUUAUGGCACUGAGAAACACCAUCGAUGAGCUGGCCAUCACCUCGAAUCAUUCCGUGGUAUUCAAUAUGACACGCAAGCUCAAAUAUGGAUACUCGUCCGAUCACUUCGCAGACCUGGAUAAAUACCGGUGUAGCACCCCUCAGUCCAUAUCUGGCGUGCCCCUCACAGCUCUGGAUACCACGAGACUGAGCUGUGCCGCGCCCACCAUAACAACGGUAUCUGAAGAGCAGGAAAUCCGAGUCCAAGGUGACGUGUUUUUGAAUUGUGAAGCCUUUGGCUACCCCAGCCCUGCCAUCGUGUGGUACACCCCAUGGGGAGAGAUCUAUACACACCACAAGUACCACCCUCUGUUGGGAGAUGUAGGCGCCAAGAUGCACACUAGUCGGUCGUUCAAGACUUUCAACAUUGGCAGGACGACGAUAACCGCUCUGGAGAACGGAUCGCUUCACAUAACACGAUUCCGGGGUUAUUUUGCGGGCAAUUUUUCGUGUUUCGUGAUUGGGCCGUCAGGAAACGCCAGCUUAAGUGCCUACGUCGGCAUCACGUCGUUAUUCAAAUCGGUCUACUACGAGAGUCUUUUGAUAGCAGUGCACUGUGUUGGCUCCAUGUUGGCUGUCGGCUUCAUUGUCGGAGGCCUGCGCAUUCUCGUGACUGUGAUCAAACGCAAGAUGAAGAAGGAGAAGGAACUCGUGGCUGACUUCGAGGAGACCAAAUCGAUGGCGAAGCACGUCGAAUCGACCAGCUGCAGCAACGACGACGACGACGACAAUGACUACCAUGAUGAAUACGGUUCAGAACAGUCGCUCGCUUCUCCCAUCUCUCUGACUCCCGAGCUAACAAGGAAAUUCCCCACUCCGGAAGACAUCAGCCCCUCGGGGUGGACCACGGGGAACAUCUUGGAGACCUUGGACGAGGCUCGGGGGCGUCUCUCCGUGGGGGUGGGCCGGAAGAUGGAGAAGAUGAGGUGUCAGGUCCAGUCAUUCAGGGAGAGCGGGACGGUAUACGUGCAGAACAUCCGGUCGUCCAGCAGCCUGGCCGCCAACAGGGUGAGGGCCGGGGUGGUGCUGGGCGUGGAGACCAUCAAAUACAGCGCCCAGUCCAUCAGGGAGUUCUGCUGGAACGGGGACAUGAGUGGACAGACCAUCUCCAUGGUGUCCAUGUCCACAGACGUCGACACAGAGAAGCGGACGGAGGUUAUCCAGACAGUCACCUUCGUCUAGACGGGUCACGGUGUGAUGAUCACCUAUGUGUAGACUCGUCACAGGCAGGCAGACAGAAAUGGUUGUAUCUAUGCUCUUUUUUCCUUCUUUUUUUUCUCUUUUUUUUUUCUUUUUAAAUCCAACCCAUUGUUCCCUUUUCUUUCUCUCCUUUGUGAAUUCUCAGGGUUCACACUGGGAAAAAAUUUGGUUAAGCCAGUUUUCAGAAAUGCACAGUAUUUCCUUGAAGUUGACUAAAAUGUGGUUAUGUUGAGGAAUAUUUUUACUAACCAAAAACUAAAUUUUGUAGCCAUUUUGUAUGAACGAAAAUGAGCACUUGGCUAUUUUGGCAAUGUACUUGGUGAGCCGUGAUUCUAGAGCUUAAUUAUUCCCUUCCCACUUCUUGUCCUAUGGCCAUCUGGACCACAUUCCUGUUUUUUCCAGUCAGCUUGGGCUGUGGGUUUAGAGUGGGAGUCAUGCAAAGCAAUAUAAAUCAACAAAAUUGCUUUCUUGUCAAAAGUUGGACAGAAUUCUGAAUUUUCUUUUUCAGAGUUAAAUGCCAAUUUAUCCAGAAUUUAGGAUUUUAAACCAUUUGUAUAGUGUUGCUGUGUUUUUUACUGUUCAAAAUGUUUAAUCCCGGUAAUCUCCACCCGUAACAUAUAUUAUAGUUUGAGCUGAUGAUUUGCAUACAUUCAGAUUGAGAUCCACAGUUUUAGACCAUUGUCCAACCCUAACCCUGGGGCAAACCUCAAUACCCGACUAACAAUAUUAAAAUUUUGAGAUUUGGUUUUUGUGUGUGACCCACUUCCAUCUCUGCUUUUUAAAUGUUAGAAUUUUGUUUUUCUUCUGAAAACCAUAACUUUGUGAACGUGGCCAGUUUUGUCUGUUGGCUUUUCGAUGUGUUAUGUUACAUGUAGAAAUUGUCAAAUCUUUGUUACGCUGCUGCUCAAAACUCGGUGGAGAUGAGACCGACUACUACUCAAUGGUCAGUCUACGUCACAGGUCCAUCGCAUCUAUGACACACAAUGGUGUCCAGUUUUGCAAUUAUUUCAUUUAUUUGUGAUAUUGAUAAAUAUUUCCUCCAAUGUAACUUCCUAUCAAUUCCACACACAAUAGUUGUAAUUGUGAUUCACUCAAGGACAUGUUAUUUGGAAAUUAAUAUGUUGCCACUGGUGAUACUAUAAACAGUGGUUUCACAGAGAAUCCCCUUCCAAUCAUAGAAGGUGUAUGUUUUGUAGCUGUAUCCAUAAUGGUUUUGGCCUCCAGUUGCUCUAUUUUGAAUUGACCACAAAGAAUUAUGGAUAAAUUGUGUGUGAGAAACAUGUAGACAUAAUAUAUAUAUUUAUAUAACAUCAUGCGUUUAACCUGGUCCUGUGUUUUUAAAACUUUAUCGAGUCUAGACUCGAAUCAUAAAUGAUGUCCCAUUGGGCUAUUUCUCGCUUCAGCCAGUUCACCACGACUGGUACAUCAAAGGCUGUGGUAUGUGCUAGCCUGU
Gigantopelta aegis is the source of this 3798-nucleotide messenger RNA. Its product is annotated as leucine-rich repeat and fibronectin type-III domain-containing protein 5-like. The record is from RefSeq and is a predicted model, not a curated record. The transcript has 3 exons. Gene Ontology annotation, molecular function: protein binding. The coding region runs from base 342 to 2327 and encodes 661 amino acids. Lineage: Eukaryota; Metazoa; Mollusca; Gastropoda; Neomphalida; Peltospiridae.